GCAAAUCCUCGGCAGGCGACACUUGUGGAAGCUCAAGAUCUGCUAGAGCUCUGCAUAGCACGCCAUAGACGCCUCCUUAGCCCAAGUUUAUGAGCCUACCACUUUUCACGUUGAAAAAUAUGCUGUUCUGGUCCAAAGUUCCACCCACGAUCAUCAGCAGGGAGCCUGGAGACCAGCGCCCUUCUAGCAAAUCGCCAUGCUUCUAGGCUCUCUGUGAAUCUUUUGAUAAGAUGCUGGGGCGGACUCCGGGACGGGCUCCACUCCUGACCCAGAAUCAAAGCAGACGGGGCCGUUUGAAGAAAAGAAUAUCCACGAUGAUUCAAAAUCAACUUUUGGUACAUUGGACAACAUCGGGUUAGAAAGUAUUGGAGACAUACUCAGAACGGCGGCAUCAGAGGGAAGAAUUUCUUUAAAGAAGAUAGGGAAAUGACGAUUGCUAUGAAACCUGGGCACGAAUUUGCCGUUUUUAAGGGGACGAAAUCCGGCAAAGUCGUUCGGGAUAUCACACGCAGGGCCGCCUUACAGGGGAACGAAGUGCUGGUGAGGGUUACCCAUUCAGGGCUCUGCGGAUCCGAUCUUCAUUAUCGGCAUUCCGGCUGUGUCCUCGGGCAUGAAGGUGUUGGUGUCGUCUCUGAGGUCGGACCGAAUGUGUUAAAGUUGAGAGAGGGAGAUCGGGUUGGCUGGGGCUAUCUCCAAAAUUCCUGUGCCCACUGCAAGCAAUGCAUCAACGGCCACCAAAUACAUUGCCCCGAUCGCCAAACCUUCGGGAACCACAACAAAGACCAAGGCUCCAUGGGCCACGCUGCAAUCUGGACCGAACCGUUUCUUUUCAGGAUUCCAGAAUCCAUCACAAGUGCCGAUGCCGCACCUCUAAUGUGUGCAGGUGCCACCGUGUUCAGCAUCUUCGACCAGUAUAACAUCAGGCCGACAGACCGUGUGGGAAUACUCGGUCUCGGGGGACUGGGUCAUAUUGCCGUUCAAUUUUCAAAGCACAUGGGCUGCCAAACGGUGGUGUUCUCCGGUACGAAUGACAAGAAAAACGAAGCUUUAGCACUGGGUGCAGACGAAUUCUACCCCACGCAUGGGGUAGAGGAGUUCAAAGAUAUCGAGCCGGUUGACCAUCUCAUUGUCACUACCAGCGCCCAGGUGGAUUGGGCUCUAUAUCUACCUGUUCUUGCGCCGCGGAGCUCAGUCUACCCUCUCACGGUAGCGUUUGGAGAUUUCACUAUUCCGUAUAUGCCAUUGCUGCGUCAAGGUCUCAAAAUUGUGGGAUCCAUCGUGGCUUCGGUGCCAGUACACCAAAGGAUGAUUGAAUUUGCGGCACGACAUAAUAUUAAGCCAACGGUUGAGUUAUUUGAUAUGGACGAAGAGGGUAUUGAAAGAGCUAUGGACCGACUGGCAGAAGGAAAGAUACGGUAUCGUGCUGUGCUGGUUGCGCCAGAGUCUACCUAACCCUAGAUAG
This is a messenger RNA of Coccidioides posadasii C735 delta SOWgp, 1462 nucleotides long. NCBI's taxonomy places the organism in Eukaryota, Fungi, Ascomycota, Eurotiomycetes, Onygenales, Onygenaceae. The record is from RefSeq and is a predicted model, not a curated record.